Messenger RNA from Eruca vesicaria subsp. sativa (arugula), 222 nucleotides. The record is from the annotation of a GenBank genome assembly. Lineage: Eukaryota; Viridiplantae; Streptophyta; Magnoliopsida; Brassicales; Brassicaceae.
AUGACUGUUUCUCCAACUCCGAAGUACAAAUCAGAUUUCGAUAGUUUUCCUGGGAAUAGGUACUUCACCUACAAAAAUUAUGAGUACGAUGGGAUGCACUUUUGUCAGCCAUGGGCCUUCGGUGUUCAGGAAGAAGUGCAGCACCUAAGGAGGGAGGUGGAUGAUAUGACUGAAGAGAUUGCUAAGAUUAAGAGGCUUAUUACCUCGACCUCCAGUACAUGA